AUGUAAUCACCUCAUAUGGCUUGAUGCUCUGGGGAACCUCGGUAGCAUAAAGCAGUUUUCAUUUUACAAAAAACGGUUUGGAAAAGUCUAUUCUCCAAUGAAAACACUGAAAAACCAUCAAUUCUAGGCCAAUGUAACUUUUUUUUUAAGAAAUGCUACUACCUAUGAAUCUGCAACAGUUCUGAAGCUUCGGCAAUUUUAAUUUACUAAAUAAAUCUGGACAUGUAAGUAAAUUAGCACUAGAGGGUAAGCUAACAUUGACAAAAUGAGACAUUUAAAAAAAUUUUUACUUACGGAUUUUGAAGUUAAGAAUAUGAUGAUUAUAACAGCUUCAUCUUCAUAUAACUUAAUUUCCUGAUACUGUUUACAAGGUACACGUUAAAUCUAAGACUUGAAUCAAUAAUAAUAACUUGAUUCUUGACAUUAUCAAAAACAAAACGGAAU
Messenger RNA from Acanthoscelides obtectus, 444 nucleotides. The record is from the annotation of a GenBank genome assembly. NCBI's taxonomy places the organism in Eukaryota, Metazoa, Arthropoda, Insecta, Coleoptera, Chrysomelidae.